AACAAAUGACGUGAAAAAGUUUUGGACACCUCUCUUCUACAAUAUCUCUUUCCUUAUUCGAAUUCUGCAGGAAAUUUCUCUCCUUUUCCAGUGGUAAGCUUUGCAGUUUGCCUCUUGCUUGCUAUAGACUUUCACGAGUUUGAUCUGUUAAGAAACAAUGCUCCAAUAAAUGGCAGUUUUGGGUGGAUAACCGAAAUAACUUCCAGGGAUGGGAGGUUGCUGCUGUUCUUCCAGAAAAGCUCAUCUGCACGGAACACCUGUCUAUUUCUAUUGUCCACCGGCUUUGGGAGAGCACGAGUCCCUGACAUCUCACGAUGGCGCAGCCUCUGCCCUCACAGCAGAAUUCCUAAUUGAUUGGGGUCUGGAUGUGUCGACCCCUGACACUUUCCGAUCCCCUCCUGCACCUUUGCCAUAUGAUUUGGUCUUGGGAUGUACACAAUCAACAUAUUCUGAGUCUGGCAGAGAAACAAUUAGUAGCAGUAGCUUUGGAACUUUGACUACAUGUGAAGAUCUUGAGGAAUCGGAUUGCAAAGCUCAAGCCAAUUCUUUGAGUGUCUCACCAAGGAAGUUAGAAAUUCCAAAUUUAAAUGAACCUAAUGUAUCGGUUGCUGAAGAAGAGGAUGAUUGUCCAAUUUGCCUCGAAGAGUAUGAUGCUGAGAAUCCAAGUAUUAUGACGAGAUGUGAACACCACUUUCACCUCUCAUGCAUUCUUGAAUGGAUGGAAAGAAGUGGUGCCUGCCCCAUAUGUGAUCAGGAAAUGACUUUCGAUAGUACGUGAACUUAGUUGCUCUUAUUAUCUUUCAAGGUGAGAGUUUCAUCUCUGUUUGAAACCAAAGCUUGCCAACACAGUGUGGCCUACAGAUCCAUUUCUGGUUUGGUGAAAGUUAUAUAGAAAAGUGCAGUGUCUAUUAAAUUCCAUGGUUCCCUUGGCAAACUUGAAGUAAAGAAAUGAAAAUAGUACAUUGGUCAUUCAUAUCUUCUUCAUUGCUUAAACCUGGAUUAUCAGCAUUCAGAUAUUUCUCCAGAUUAUUAGGAAUUUGGAUUUGAACUAGGCUUCUCACAGGAAAAGGAAAGUAAUAGUCAGUGCUGCCUGCCAUGUUGAUUUGAUAGAUUUCUCUUUCUUGUACAGAUUAUACUCCUCUUCAUUUUUUCUUGUGUACAUAGAUUUGUUUUGUCUAUUGGCUGGUAUUGGUAUUGUAAAUAGUUCUUUUAGUUU
Molecule: messenger RNA, 1216 nt
Organism: Alnus glutinosa
Lineage: Eukaryota; Viridiplantae; Streptophyta; Magnoliopsida; Fagales; Betulaceae
Product: probable E3 ubiquitin-protein ligase RHB1A
Exons: 5
Coding region: 209-778 (189 amino acids)
Molecular function (GO): ubiquitin-protein transferase activity
Source: RefSeq, a predicted model, not a curated record